AUGUCCCCAAACCUUGAACUUGAGUCAGGUGCCUAUGCUGUUGGCCUCAUCAAUGAUGAGGAGCGAUUCGAUGUCAUCAGACAUUCAUGUCCUGGCGCUGGUGCCUGCGGUGGUAUGUAUACGGACAACACCAUGAGCUCUGCUCUUGAAGUCUUGGGCAUUUCUCUUCCCUACUCCUCAAGCACACCAGCAAUAUACCCUGAGAAGGCACAGGAAUGCUUCAAAGUCGCCAAGUAUAUGAAAUGUCUUCUAGAGCUUGAUUUGAAGCCCAGAGAUAUCCUCACCCAUCAAUCUUUCCUGAAUGCAAUCACUAUCGUCAACGUCCUCGGUGGCUUAACAAAUGCUGUUCUUUACUUGCUGGCUAUAGCCUGUGCCACCAAUGUUCCCUUGACUAUCGACAACUUCCAGAUGAUUUCAGACAGGACUCCAUACCUUGCCGAUUUGAAGCCAUCUGGAAAGUAUUAUAUGGAAGACAUUCACAAAAUUGGUGGCAUACCAGCGAUCAUCAAAUACCUUCUCAAGAACACUGAUCUUAUCGAUGGUAACCAGAUGACUGUUACCGGAAAGACCCUCGCUGAAAACCUCGUGGAUGUUCCGGAGCUCGACUUUGAUAAACAAGACGUCAUCAAGAAGCUGGACAACCCCAUUAAACCCUCUGGUCAUUUGACUAUUCUCAAAGGUAGCUUGGCUCCUGGAACCACUGUCGCCAAGCUUACAGGGAAGGAGGGUUUGCGCUUUGAGGGUGUCACCAAAUGCUUUGAUAGUGUGCAUGACUUUUAUCCUGCACUUGAGCGCGGAGACAUCAAGCAUGGAAUGGUCUUGAUAUUCAGAUAUCAAGGACCGAAGGGCGGGCCAGGAAUGCCAGAGGUUGGAUGUCCCACCGCCACUCUUAUGGGUGCUGGGCUGGGCAACUCGACUGCGCUAAUCAUGGAUGGUCAUUUUUCUGGAGCAUCCAGAGGUUUCAUCAUUGGUCACGUCGUCCCUGAGGCAACCCUCGGUGGUCCAAUUGCUCUUGUGGAAGACAGCGAUCUCAUUGCCAUCGAUGCAAAGAGUAGGACCAUCGACUGGCUAGUGGGCAAAGAAGAGAAAGUAUGCCAAAGAAAAGCAUGGGAAGUCUCAGACAAG
This is a messenger RNA of Suillus plorans, 1125 nucleotides long. RefSeq names its product dihydroxy-acid/6-phosphogluconate dehydratase. Gene Ontology annotation, biological process: branched-chain amino acid biosynthetic process. The transcript is spliced from 8 exons. Lineage: Eukaryota; Fungi; Basidiomycota; Agaricomycetes; Boletales; Suillaceae. Gene Ontology annotation, molecular function: dihydroxy-acid dehydratase activity. The annotation marks the transcript as partial. The record is from RefSeq and is a predicted model, not a curated record.